AUAAAAAUUUAACCAUAAAUUUAAAAAGAACGUAAACCUCAAGUCCCCGAUCUCAUUACGUAAACCGUGUCCGACCACUUAAAAUUCCGAGCGACAAAGUAAGAAGAAAAAAAAAAGAAAGAGCAAAUAACUAAAAUAAAGAAAGCUCGCACUUUAGAACGAGGAUUAAACCGUGAGACCGUUCUCCCUCGAAACUUAUUCGCAAAGCGUUGAAUUUCAGAAAUUCCGGCAUCGGGAGAUUUAUGAAUUUCAGUUAAUGCAUCUUAAAUUCUCGAAAUGUUUCGAGCAACAGCACAUGUACCUCAUAAAUCUUAGCCAGACUGACGCUUUCUGUUACAGAGUUGGAGAAAGGACGACUGCCGCCACCUUGACGAACUUAGAACUGCGAACUACGAACUUCUAGAAAGCCAGGAGGGCGUGCGACUCUCCACGGAACCCUCUCGAGUUUCCUAUCCAGGAACACGUCAACCGGUGUGUUCGUAAUAAAUGGUGGAUAACCUUUUACCUGGCGGCGAUAUUUCAAAUACAAACUUCCACUGAAUUAUGAAUAAAUGACGCUUGCCCGUCAAAUUUAACUUCGCCGGAGUGUUCAUCUCGCAGUUAUUCGAAUACACCGAAAUCUCGGAAACUUCAGCUCCAGAUUUCCUUCACCUUACAACCUCUCACCGGGUCAAUUUUUCGACGUAUAUUUACAAGAGUUCCAUAGAGUUCGAAUUUCCAUAAAAUUCACAAAAAAAAGUGUUAACGAAUCCAGUGGUUAUUAAUCAAUAACGAUGACAUAAUAUGAUACAUUUCUGCUCGAAAACCGGUGACAAAAAAAUUUGGAGAAGAAGAUCGUAAGAAUCGAAGGUAUAUAAGUGAUCAUUGGUGGGAUGUCCCCGUGACAAAAGGGCACGUGGUGAUGUCUUGGUGUUGUUGGUGCUGCGACAACCUCGGCGGUGCCGGUUCUUCAAGUGCUGGUGCUGGGGGUGUUGUUACCGGUGCAUCUGCUGGCAGUGUAGUCGUCGACGGAAACAGCAAUAACGCCGGUGGUGGUGGUCUCGGUAUUGCUUCCGGUCUUUCUGCGAUGCUAUCAUUGAUCGUCGUCACGGUCGCCAUCAGUACGGGAGAAUGGCUUCUAACGGAAGAGAAACUGCCGAAAACUUCAUCGAACGUUUCUGCGGAACCUGACAGCAAAGUUACCUACAGUGGCCUGUGGAGAGUCUGCGUUGCUACAAGUUCUCGCAUGGAGUACGAAUGUUCGAGCAUUGACUAUUUUCCAAACGAGGAGUACAGCCCGGAUCCAAACGAUUCAACCAUGGCAAUACCAUACGCAGUUACCAAGUCGGCGAUGUUCUUCUUCGCUGCAACAUCGUUGCUCGUGCUGGCUGAAGUUUGUUACUUCACUGCUCACGUUACUCACCCGAGACACAGACUUUGCGUCUUUGUCGCUGGAGUAGUCUUCAUAGUUUCUGGUUUGUUAAUGCUGGUGGGAAUGGUGAUGUACAUAUCUGUGUUCAAAGCUGAGGUUGGCAGUAAACUCAGACCAAGGUCGUCGUUUCAGCUUAGAUUGCUUCUUAUCCGUAUCGUACUCAUACGAAUGAACACCAUCGUCGCAAUCUUGCGAUUUCAGGGACCGCCCUUCACCUACAGGUACGGAUUCUCAUUUCUGCUGUACGUGAGUGGCUUCAUCACGACCGAGGUCGCUGGCACUUACGCCAUUUUCUUGUACAUCUCUUGGCAUCAAAAAGCACUGGUACGGAGGGAUCCCAGGCGAAAAAAUUACGGGGGUGUGUAUCACUUAGACAAUCAUCACAUGCAUCAUGCAAAUCACGCGACAAUAGGUCACAGUGGUUUCCUCUGCGAAAGGCAUCAGAAGAGAUACUUUUUCAGCAGAGAUUCCGUGGAUCACGUCGAUUUCGACGAAUUUCUACCACCUCCCCCGAAUCUGGACUACCACGAUUAUUCCAGACAAUUUCCUAGAGAUCUCACCACUCAGACGAUUAGCACAACAGCUGAUGUUCUUCAAGAAGAGGAGGAAGAGUACAGUCCGAGUAUUCGACACGAAUUCGUCACCUUUGACCUGGAUGACUCUCUGCCGCCGCCACCCCCGAUCAGGGGCAGCGAAUGGAGUUUCGAUACGUUGAGGAAAACGACUCCCGUCUGAUAUACCGUCAGAUACGCAAGGCUGGUACAGAGCGUCGAAAGCGAUGCGGAUGGAGAGGAAACGGAAACCGAAGAAGAGCACGACACAGUCGGCGAUUGAAUCCAGUCGUUUUUUUAACGGCACCUUGCUACUCCGGAUGUUUUUCAUCGUUCACAAUCGGCGCAGCAAACAAACGAACGAUCGAACGGAUAUCGAUCAAAGAACUUGAAAGUUCGUGGCCAGAAACUAUCUCGGCGAGGUAAUUUGUUCGUCGCAUGGAAAUAAGUGAACGAAGAAACGGGACGAUAAAGUGCUCCGUAAUUAACAUGUCCAACUUUUAUAGUGAAUUGUUUUCUUCUUUUCUUUUCCUUUUAUACAAUGGUGAGAAUUUUCAAAGGUAAAUUGUGACUGAUUUAAUUCGAACGUUCUGGGAAAGUUUUGCCACUUCCUUGAAAGGCAUUUGAUCAACUGCCAGAUUCAUUAAAGUAGAGUGUAUUUAUUUAAAACGAACCGUCCUUUUGGUCGUGGCAAAAUGAACGAGAGACACAAAUGUGACAACGAUUGAUCGUUGGAUUUAUAUGUUUGUGUGAGUCAAGCGCAUUGUAUAGGAAAAUAAUUAAAGGAAAUAUUCCUUUCCGAAUUAUUGAAGAUCUUAUAGGUCUUAGGAUUAAUUUGUUCCUGUUUGCUUGCGGAGAGAUAUUUGUUUAAAAGACUGCGAUCUAUAUCUGCCAAAGUUAAGAGAAUGUCAAUCGAUUGAUAGUUACAUAAAUAUUAUAUCCGUUAUGUGAUAUGUGAUUGAAACACCUGAAUUUUUUUACACAAAAGUAUGUUAAAAAUAUUACAUAAAAUCAAUGGUAACUUUAAUUUGUUUUCUUCUUGACUGUACUUGUUAUGAAGUAACAUUAAGUUACGAAGAGAUUAUUAUAAAAGACAUUAAGACUAAAAGAAAACUUAUAAAGUUUCUUGAAAAGACUGCAAUGCCAAGGAAGAGGAAAAAUUGCAUUUUCUUUAGAACAAGAAUAUAGGAAUUGUCAAGUUUCGAAACAGAAACUCAUUGAUUCGUUGAUAAUAUUACGAAAGUGUUCGCGUUUAAAAGGAAUUUUAUCUUAUUCGUUGUACAGAACGUGUAACAUUAUUAUAUCAAUAAUAUAGUCUGAAGAUUUUUAAUGAUACUUUAAAUAAGCACUUAAUAAGCUUUUUAUACACUAGUCAAUUUUCCACCAAAAUUUAUAUGCAGACUGAAAAGAUAUUCCAUUGAUUAAUUACUGAAGUAAACAAUGAAAUCAAUUACAAGUCUGAUUAGAGACAGUAUUACCAAAAAUUGUUGCUAAUUUUUUAAUGAAGAAUAAAAUAUACCAAUGUGUUUUUACUCUAGUGUUCAAUAUUGUUAUCGAAUUUGACAAUAGUGAUCAUGUUUACGCAAAAGAGUUUGCGUAUAAAAUCAAUAUGAAUCAAUAAAAUUAUGUGACUGAAACAAUGUAUUCCGAA
This is a messenger RNA of Megachile rotundata (alfalfa leafcutting bee), 3613 nucleotides long. It is a transcript of the gene Stg-1, whose product is annotated as stargazin related protein STG-1. Gene Ontology annotation, cellular component: AMPA glutamate receptor complex; postsynaptic density membrane. Gene Ontology annotation, molecular function: channel regulator activity; voltage-gated calcium channel activity. The record is from RefSeq and is a predicted model, not a curated record. Gene Ontology annotation, biological process: postsynaptic neurotransmitter receptor diffusion trapping; regulation of AMPA receptor activity; neurotransmitter receptor transport, postsynaptic endosome to lysosome. Lineage: Eukaryota; Metazoa; Arthropoda; Insecta; Hymenoptera; Megachilidae.